Prunus mume (Japanese apricot) is the source of this 525-nucleotide messenger RNA. Its product is annotated as DNA mismatch repair protein. NCBI's taxonomy places the organism in Eukaryota, Viridiplantae, Streptophyta, Magnoliopsida, Rosales, Rosaceae. The record is from RefSeq and is a predicted model, not a curated record.
AUGUGUCGUUCUGUAGUGAAAAUGAAGUUUCUGGAUUGGUAUGUAAAGAUUGCACUCGGGUCGGCUCUUAUUGGAGCUUCCAUGGAGUUUUUCAUGAUCAAAACCGGCUUCUAUGACAAAGUAACUGUUUUGGAGUCAGAGAAACGGGCUUGGGAGAAUUCACCGGAGGCUCAGGCAAUCAGAGAUGCGCUGAAUCCUUGGAAAGAUCGUAAUGCAGAAGCAAGGAAAGAAUCCUAAGUUGGAUGGCAGCAUGUUCAUAAGGAAGAAGAUAACAUUAUUAGCCGGGGAUCAUUCUGAAAAUACUGACAAGAAAUUACACUGUUUCUUCUGAGUAGAACAAAGUGAGAGAUGACCUUGAUCAUCCUGAAAAUUAUUUCAUUCCUCCGUUUUCUGUAAUUUCUAUUCUUGUUGUCCUGGGGACAUGAUCAACAAUUUUGAUGAAUAUGUUCAUGUAGCCUUUUCGAUUGGUUCUUGUAAGCAACUACAGUUCCGAAUGAUCGAAACAAAAGUUCUGUUACUCGUAAA